This is a messenger RNA of Peromyscus leucopus (white-footed mouse), 613 nucleotides long. Its product is annotated as 40S ribosomal protein S14-like. The transcript has 2 exons. Gene Ontology annotation, biological process: translation; maturation of SSU-rRNA from tricistronic rRNA transcript (SSU-rRNA, 5.8S rRNA, LSU-rRNA); ribosomal small subunit assembly. The record is from RefSeq and is a predicted model, not a curated record. The coding region runs from base 5 to 613 and encodes 202 amino acids. Gene Ontology annotation, molecular function: structural constituent of ribosome; mRNA 5'-UTR binding; small ribosomal subunit rRNA binding. Gene Ontology annotation, cellular component: ribosome; cytosolic small ribosomal subunit. NCBI's taxonomy places the organism in Eukaryota, Metazoa, Chordata, Mammalia, Rodentia, Cricetidae.
AGAAAUGGCACUUCACAAGGGGAAGGAAAAGAAGGAAGAACAGGUCAUCAGCCUUGGGCCUCGAGUGGCUGAGGGAGAGAAUGUAUUUGGUGUCUGCCACAUCUUUGCAUCCUUCAAUGGCACCUUUGUCCAUGUUACCGAUUUUUCUGGCAAGGAAACCAUCUGCCGGGUGACUGGGGGGAUGAAGGUAGAGGCUGACAGAGAUGAGUCCUCUACGUAUGCAGCCAUGUUGGCUGCCCAGGAUGUGGCCCAGAGGUGCAAGGAGCUGGGCAUCACUGCCCUGCAUAUCAAACUCUGCGCCACGGGAGGAAACAGGACCAAGACCCCUGGACCUGGAGCCCAGUCAGCCCUCAGAGCUCUUGCUCAAUCAGGGAUGAAGAUUGGGCAGAUUGAGGAUGUCACCCCCAUCCCCUCUGACAGCACGCGGAGGAAGGGUGGUCACUGUGGUCGCUCAGGAGGUGCCAAGGAGACUGUCAGCAAGUUGGACCUCCUCCGGCACGGUUCGGCUGAGCGAGCGCCCCUGACAGGCUCAGCCUCUGCGCCCAUUAGGCACAGUGUGAAAGACCCCGUUCACUCGCCAGCUGGCGCGCACGGCCGUUAUCUAAGGAUGUGA